Pistacia vera is the source of this 669-nucleotide messenger RNA. RefSeq names its product photosystem II reaction center W protein, chloroplastic. Gene Ontology annotation, cellular component: photosystem II; chloroplast. The transcript has 2 exons. Gene Ontology annotation, biological process: photosynthesis. Lineage: Eukaryota; Viridiplantae; Streptophyta; Magnoliopsida; Sapindales; Anacardiaceae. The record is from RefSeq and is a predicted model, not a curated record. Bases 86 to 484 code for a protein of 132 amino acids.
UAAAUACAUUUCCAAAUUACAUAGAAAAAUUAGCUGGAACUUCAACUUCUCCUGUGCUCAUUUCUCACUCCAUUUUGAAGAAACAAUGGCCACCAUUUCCGCCAGUGCCCCAACUUCGUCAAUCACCCGAGCCACCCUUGUUCACAAGCCUCACACUGGAGCUUCUGCAUCACCUGUUCUUGGGUUGCCAAGAAUGGCAAUGAAGGGGAAAUUGAGAUGUUCCAUGGAGGGAAAGCAAGAAGACAAGUCAAGCUUGGGAAUGAGCGCAUCGCUGUUGGCAGCGGCCUGCACGGCCACCUUGUCAAACCCAGCCAUGGCUCUGGUGGAUGACAGGAUGAGCACUGAAGGAACAGGUCUUCCAUUUGGUUUGAGCAACAAUCUUCUUGGUUGGAUUCUUUUGGGUGUGUUUGGUCUUAUUUGGGCUCUUUACUUUGCUUACACUGCCACUCUUGAUGAAGAUGAGGAGUCUGGAUUGUCCCUUUAAAUCCAAGCCAAACCAAACCCUCAUUGUAGAAAUGUAAAGAGUUUGGCCAUUAAUCCCGUGUUGUAGUAAAAACUACUUUUUCUGUGGCUUGUUUCUUCCCUCUUUUUAAUGUCAUUUCUUCUUCUUGCUUAAUUUCAUUUGCUUCAAUGAUUUGUUCAUGGAAUCAAUUAUUAUUAUCGUUUAUA